AUGUCAUUCAUAAUCGACUCUGCCGCCAAGUGCGAACUCCGCUCUGUAAUUCGAUUUCUCUGUGCUGAGGGGCAUAACGCUGCGGAAAUCCACCGGAGAAUGAGCAAAGUGUAUGGUGACAACUUCAUGAGCGACAGUAUGGUCCGGAAAUGGUUCCGGGAGUUCAAAGAAGGACGAACUGACGUGCAUGAUGAAGGCGGCCAGGGAAGAAAGUCUGUGGCGACCGACGAUGGGAGAACAGGAGAGGAGCUCCAAGACAUGGUCAGAACAUGGUUGGACGAGCAGGCGGCGGACUUAUACGAGGAAGGUAUUAUCAAGCUAGUGCCCCGCUAUGAGAAAUGCUUAAAUCGCCUUGGCGAUUACGUAGAAAAGUAG
Messenger RNA from Photinus pyralis (common eastern firefly), 375 nucleotides. Its product is annotated as protein GVQW3-like. The record is from RefSeq and is a predicted model, not a curated record. Bases 1 to 375 code for a protein of 124 amino acids. NCBI's taxonomy places the organism in Eukaryota, Metazoa, Arthropoda, Insecta, Coleoptera, Lampyridae. The transcript has 2 exons.